This is a messenger RNA of Bacillus rossius redtenbacheri, 1409 nucleotides long. Its product is annotated as O-glucosyltransferase rumi homolog. The record is from RefSeq and is a predicted model, not a curated record. Gene Ontology annotation, molecular function: UDP-xylosyltransferase activity; UDP-glucosyltransferase activity. The coding region runs from base 102 to 1316 and encodes 404 amino acids. Lineage: Eukaryota; Metazoa; Arthropoda; Insecta; Phasmatodea; Bacillidae. Gene Ontology annotation, cellular component: endomembrane system. Gene Ontology annotation, biological process: positive regulation of Notch signaling pathway; protein O-linked glycosylation. The transcript has a single exon.
GUGGUGUGAAAUGCUAUACCUGCAAGCAAGAAUUUGGUCCAGAAGGCAAGUGUUUGUGAUGGGUGAUGUACUUUCUUUUCUAAUGUAGACAGACUUGCAUCAUGAUAGACGUAAGAUUGUGCUUGUGCAGACUAUUUUUAUUGGAACUACUCAUCAGCAUUAAAGCAAGUAAUGUGCAAGACACAUGUUCUACACAAAGUGGUGAAAUGUGCAGUAAAGAUGCCAUUCAUUCAAAAUACUCAGCAGAGGCUAAUGCGCCGCUGUCGUACCUAAAAACAAUUCAUAAUGCUAUCACAAAAUUUAAACCAUAUACACAGGAGAACUGUAGUUUAUACAUGUCCGUGAUUGAGAAUGAUCUACGUAUAUUUGCUAAAGGCAUUUCUGCAGAAAUGGUUGCUUCUGUUCGUAGUAAAGGAACCAAGUACCAAAUAGUGAAUCACCGCCUAUAUCGUGAUACCAACUGUAUGUUCCCUGCUCGUUGUAGCGGUAUUGAACAUUUUCUUAUUUUGCUAUUACCCAAACUCCCCGAUAUGGAAUUUAUCAUUAACACACGGGAUUGGCCACAAGUCAGGCAACAGUUUUCACAGCCUCUCCCAGUUUUUUCCUUUAGUAAAACUUCCGAGUAUUUUGACAUAAUGUAUCCAGCAUGGGGCUUUUGGGAAGGAGGUCCUGCAAUAAAACUGUACCCAAGAGGCUUGGGAAGGUGGGAUCAGCACAGAAAGUCUCUAGGUAAGGAAGCAAAGAAAUGGCCAUGGGAUCAAAAGAUAAAGAAAGCAUUCUUUCGUGGAUCACGCACAAGUAGCGAGAGAGACCCCUUAAUUUUGUUGUCCAGGGAGGAACCGGACCUAGUAGAUGCUCAAUACACUAAAAAUCAGGCAUGGAAAUCAAAAGCAGACACAUUGAAUUUCCCCCCAGCUGAUGAAGUGUCGUUGGAAGACCACUGCAGAUAUCGCUACCUAUUCAAUUUUAGGGGAGUUGCAGCAAGUUUCAGAUUCAAACACUUAUUUAUCUGCCAGUCGUUAGUGUUUCAUGUUGGGGACGAGUGGCUGGAGUUUUUUUAUCCGUUGUUACAACCCUGGGUCCAUUACAUUCCUGUUGACAGUUCAUCAACCGAAAAUGAUAUAAGGCAGUUACUGCAGUUUGCACUGCAGCAUGAUGAUGAAAUGCAAAAGAUAGCAAAAAGAGGCAAUGAGUUUAUAUGGAAUCAUUUACGAAUGGAGGAUGUUAUUUGUUAUUGGGAAGUUCUUUUGCUCAAGUAUGCAGAGUUAUUGAAAUACCGUGUAAGGCAUGAUAAUACUCUCAUAGAAAUAAAAUAAUAGUAUAGUCUAUUUGGCAGUUACCAAAAUGUUAUCUAUUAGACCAAAGCCACAUACUAAACUAAUUGUUUUCAGGAUAAUUCAUGUAUGAGC